This is a messenger RNA of Trichobilharzia szidati, 4413 nucleotides long. The record is from the annotation of a GenBank genome assembly. NCBI's taxonomy places the organism in Eukaryota, Metazoa, Platyhelminthes, Trematoda, Strigeidida, Schistosomatidae.
UACAAUUGCAAUUUGUGUUUAUUAUUAGGUAAUUGGAAAACGUUAUUUUAAUUAGUUUUUUUGUCCUUUGAAACAAAUAAAGGUACACUCAAAAUUUGUCAGUACAUAUUGCCGACUUACAGCAUAAAGAUCAGUAAUAGUAAUUCAUCAUUUCAAACAGGAACUAACAGUAUACUAACGGAGUGAUCAAUAAUAAGUGUAAAUGUAUGAAGCACAUUGCCUGUCAGAUAAUCCUCUUAAAAAUUUUCAUUAUGCCAAAUGAGAGAUGAUUCACUCUUUAAGAGUAAUAAAUCAUGACUAACAUAAAACAUAAAUUAAGCGUUCCUUAUGCUAGAAUAAAAAAAGCACGAAGAUAUAAAUUCACAGCAAUCGAAUAGUUAUAAUGAAAAAUUCAUUGUUUCGUCACGAGUUGUUGGCAUCAAGAGGAAAUAUUUAUGUCUGCGUAAACGAUCACAGCUGUCAUCGUUCAACUCUUCUUCUUUCUCCACAUCAUCGUCCACCACGUCAGCUUCACCGAAUUUAACAGUAACGCCUUCAUCAGAAUCAAAAUCAGGGUUUGGAUUAUCUCUAAAUAUGUCUGAAUGCAAUGACAGUAAUACAAAUAACAACAAUGUUAAUAACACUAAUGAUAGUUCCAGUGAGAAUGAAAAUAUCUCCAAUUCUCGCAAAUACUUCUUAAACAAAUUUCUUAUGGAUAAUAAAUUUUGUUUUAACUUUAAUGGUAUUAAACAAAAAAGUCACUGUGAUAAAGUGAUUAAAAAACAGUUGGGAUUUCCACUUGCGCGGCAGUUUUCAUCAAAGCAGGUAACAUUGGAUUUAUUGGACAAUAUUGGGCCGAAUCAAUUGUGUUCCAUACUGCACGAAGUAAUUCAUGAAUUGUUUAGCACAAGCCAUCUUAUAUUUAUUCAACGACUGAACUCGUCAACAAUGAGCUUAAUCAAUGAAUAUGUGUGCCAGAUGACCAAUAACUCAUGUACCCGGGAAAGUCGAACUGCAAAAAAUGCAAAUCUUAAAGUAAAAUCCAAAAGAGUAACUACUGUCAACAGAAUGAACAAAUAUUUUAUUUUUCAUUCUUACAAUGAAAAUGAAUCAACUAAACAUAGUGUCAGAAGUUUCGUCAUAAAAGUGGAUAGUAUUAGGAAUAUGGAAUUGCGUAACUUGUUUCUUCUCGAAAAACCAACAGUGAAAAAACCGAAAUUCGUGGUUGCCUACCUGGUUUGCGAAAGUGCUAGUCUAGAAAAUGGGACUCUAAUAUCAUUCUGUCUUACAAAGUUCCUCCUCAGUGACCAAAAGAUUCUAGAAAUGCUUUCAACCAAGCUACAAUCACUUUCAGUAGUGACAACAGAAGGAAGCCAAAGCCCAACACAGCCUACUCAAAAAUGUCACUCUAGCCCACAAUAUAGUCCCUCAGCAGAAGUAAGAGAGUCGACAUGUUUCAACUUAGUCAAACUGUCUCACAGUCUACUUCAUCAGAUGACUGAAAAAGCAAAUUACUCAUUUGGUAUUCUAAUGUUCAACAUAGAUGAUUCAGAUAGAUUACUGUGCAUAGCUUCUUCUGAUGACCUAUUUGUCGGUGAACAAAAAGUAGAGAUUCAUAAGGAUGAUUUUGAAAAGCAUUUGAAUUUCUUCGAAAAUUCAACGACACAAGAAUUCGAAGAGACAGUUUUAACUAAGGUUCUACGAAAAGUACUAGACGAGAAGGCAUGGAACUUUUGCAAGUCAAGUCAAAAGAAAUUCUUUCGCCUGAUUAACCUUGGGUCUUUCUCUUAUGAUUAUCACAUACAAGACAAUAUUACCCAGCGUUUAGCUGAUUCGCCCACUGCUUCUAUUACCAUUUUCUACUUAGUUGUGUAUUUAUGGUCAGUUCCAACAGGAGAAUAUUCAGAAAAUUUAAAUGGUUUCGCAGUCGAUUCAGGUAAUGAAAAUGUGCAAAUCAGUAACCUACUCGAUAUACACAGAAAAAGACUAUACGAAGGGUGUAGAUUACAAUAUUUAUCUAACUGUAACAAAUUCUAUGAAGUUUUUCAUAAGGUACUUGCAAAUUUCAGUCGUAUUGAGAGUGAAACAAAUCUAUUUGAAAACAUUGCAGACAGCCUAAAGAAACUCAUCAACUUUGACAGCAUUUCAAUUUAUCAUUUUGAUAAAAAUGAACAAGAAUGGAUAGAAGAACUGAACCAAUAUCCAUUAAAAAUUCAAAUGGUGCGUAAACAACGAUGGAAUAACUCAAAAUGGAUGCUUGAAGAUUUAUUUAAACAAAUCAAUGUUGACAUGGAAACACUGAAGACCGAUAGGAUAGAGGACGUUAGUAGAUUUAUCAAUCAGCUUGAUAUAAAUGUAUACUGGAUUGAUAUGUUUUCGAGUGGAGCAAGUCAUUCAACUCUAAUUGAAUUGCGUAAAUGCAAUGUAAAGGAAAAAUUUUCAAAAUAUGACAGAUAUUUGUUGUCCUGUACUAUCAUUAACUUCUUGUCUGUCCUCUUGCGUCAAACCUAUUUAAAUGAGGAAUUGCAUAUCAUGAAGAGCAAAAAUAAAGUAAACACAGAAAUGAUUGCUUAUCAUAUGAAGAUACCAGAAAAUGAGAUUUCACAGUUGGCUAACAAAAAUUCCCGAAUUCUAACGGAAUUACAUCCAGAUUACAACCAGUUAAAUUUUUGCAUCAGAAGUGUUGGAGAAAAGGAUUCUACAGAAGCCAUAAUGAUAAUGUUUGAUACUCUUGGUUUCAUAGAUGAAUGGAAAAUUCAUCGACCUACUCUUGCAUGUUUUAUUCUAACUGUUAAAAAAAAUUAUCGUUCACCAGCUUACCACAAUUGGAUGCAUGCGUUCACAGUUGGACAUAUGGCGUAUCUAGCAUUAACAAUUGACUCACAGUUAACAAAUCAAUAUUUAGAUGAAAUUGAACGGUUGGCAUUAUUUGUUGGUGCAUUAUGUCAUGAUAUUGACCAUAGAGGAUUUAAUAACAGUUAUCAGGUAUUCACCAAAUCACCGUUGGCUGCUCUUUAUGGUCAUAGAGGAUCAAUUCUUGAACAACACCAUAUUGAUCAGACAAUGAGGAUAUUGAGUCUUAAGGGUUGUAAUAUUUUCAGUCAAAUGACAAAACAGCAAUAUGAACGACUCAAAUAUUUACUCAAGCAAAUCAUUUUGGCUACUGAUCUAUGUCAGCAUAUUUCAUUAAUGCCAGAAAUUAUACAGGUGACUGGAAAAAUGUACAAUCCAUCCAAUGUGAAACAUCGUGAACUGCUUCUGUCCCUUCUAGUUACCGCAUGUGAUUUAAAUGAUCAGUGUAAAGACUGGUAUAAUACACGUGAAGCUGCAAAACUGAUUUAUCACGAGUUUUUCAUUCAAGGUGACUUAGAAAAAUCGUGGAAUUUGACUCCUCAACCUUCACUGGAUAGAAAUAAAGCCUUUAUACCAGAAUUACAGGUAUACUUUCUUGAUUCUAUAGUACUACCCUGUUUCAAAGCAUUAUCAUCUGUACUGCCUAAGUUUCAACCAACCAUCAGUACAAUUCAGUCUAAUCAACAAAUUUGGCGAAUGAUAUGCAAAACAGUCGAAGAAAAUCAACUCUGUGAUUAUACAAAUGAAGCAUUAUUCUCUGGACAUUAUGAUACAUUGAUAGAAGGUUAUAUCGCUACCCUAUGCAAAACAUAAAUUUUUGAGAAUAAGGAUAAGUAAAUAUCUUUGUUCUGUUAAUGAAAUAGCAUCCUUUGGGAAAAAAGACAAGAUUUAACACAGAACACAAUUAUGUAAUGAAAUACAGUCUGUGACAAUAAGGAGAAAAUUUCAACAUUAAGUUAAACGCUAUUUUUCUACCAGCCUUUUUUAAAUACGUUACAAACUCUUGGAGACGAAAUUUAGUCGAAAACAGAAAUAUAUUUCAUAAAUGUCUGCAUCCCUCAUAAAAUUACAAUUCAAUUAUAACUAAUAUCAAGUAGUCAACAAAUAAUAAUAAGGUUUACCAAUGGUUCCCUAAAUCAUGUCAGCUAGUGAUCAAUCUUGUAACCAAUUGAAUCACUGAAAACCAAUAUUUGAUAAAUAAUUAUAUCUCACAGAAUGAUCUGUUAAAAGAUUAUACGUAUUUUUAUGUUGAUAUAUUGACACCUUCCUGCAUAGGUCUGACUUCCCAUCAUCUUUUUUUCUUCAAAAUACAAUCCGUUCUUGCUACCAACAAUCGUAACUAUUAGUACAUGUAAACACAUACACAAAAGGCAUUUACAGUGUCACUUUCUUUAACAAAAAAUAAACAAACCUAUUGAGUAUAAUCUGUUUCAUUAAGUCCUUCAGAGAUAAACUUCGACCAAAUCCUUUCUUGUUUCAGUUAUUUCCAUUUAAGUUAAUAUGACUAAUUUUAACCUAAUAUUUCUUGGAUAGUAAAUGUAUCGAGUAAUGUGUAAGUAUCAUUGGAUAAGCAUAAGACGA